AUGAAUACAAAACCUGAAAUACAAAACUUUGAUGGAUUACCACAAUCUAUAGUAUUGCCCAAAACUGGCCAAACAGUCAUAUUUGAUGUCUACAGACCUGACAAAGAUUUUCAAGAUUUAUAUGAAAUUUGGUGGGAAGUCAUAGACAAAGGACAGUCAUAUCUUCAGUACACAACAAAUGAACAAGAAUUUCAAGAAGUUUUUGUCUCGAAAUCUUGUUUUGUGUUUCGUUUAAUGGAUAACAACAAAACUAUCGGUGCUUUUCAUUUAAAGCCAUCAGCUCCGGGACGUGCGUCACAUACGGGAUGUUAUGAACGUAUUGUUCAUAAAGAUUAUCGUAAUAUUGGUUUGGGUGGACUCAUGUUAGACAUGGUUGACAUAUAUGCACCACUUCUCGGUUAUAAAUCGUUGAUAGCCUACGUGUUUGCUACCAAUGAUGCGAGUAUUGCAACUAAUUUAAAGAAAGGUUUGGUUCAAACCGGAUGUAUCCCACGGGCUGUCUAUUUAAAAGCAUUUGGAUUUACCGAUACUCUCAUCUUUCAUAAGUCAUUAACUAAUGAUUAA
This is a messenger RNA of Oppia nitens, 564 nucleotides long. RefSeq lists its product as uncharacterized. The transcript has a single exon. Gene Ontology annotation, molecular function: acyltransferase activity, transferring groups other than amino-acyl groups. Bases 1 to 564 code for a protein of 187 amino acids. NCBI's taxonomy places the organism in Eukaryota, Metazoa, Arthropoda, Arachnida, Sarcoptiformes, Oppiidae. The record is from RefSeq and is a predicted model, not a curated record.